Messenger RNA from Trichomonas vaginalis G3, 510 nucleotides. RefSeq lists its product as uncharacterized. The coding region runs from base 1 to 510 and encodes 169 amino acids. Lineage: Eukaryota; Parabasalia; Trichomonadida; Trichomonadidae. The record is from RefSeq and is a predicted model, not a curated record. The transcript has a single exon.
AUGUUGAGCCUCAUUACUGUUCUUGGCUGGAAAUUAUAUCAAUAUGACUACGAGGUAGCCGUUGUUACUCUUGAUACUCCUCCAAAGUUUAACAACCAAUCAUUGUCACAAGUUCUUGAAAAUGUGAAUUUGACUAAUUACACUCUCUUCAAAAUCAACUACACACUUACACAGAGUGAUCUCCGUAGCAUCCCAUGUGCUAACCGAGGUGAACUCUAUGUAUAUCCAUAUGCAGCUCAAGACGUCAAAAUUCUUAACAAGAAUUUCAAUUGGGCAACAGUAUGUCCCAACAUAACAGAUGCUUUACACACUAUAGAACACAAUGACACCCCUAAGUUUUUAAUAGUCCCAUAUACUUCUCCAAAUACUGAUGCUGUUUAUUAUAACUACUGGGUACCAGCCGUCGCUAAUGCUUGGGUUCCUGUCCUCGUUCUUAUCUUAUUGUCCAUCUGGGCAACAGUGUCAUUUGCACAAAUUUCUGUCCAAACUAAAUUUGUCAAAAAGGAAUAA